CAAGCUAUACGGCCGCGCCAAUUCAAAAAUGGUUCGAAUAAACUUUACAGUUGUUCAGCAUCAAUUCAAGUUAAACACGUCAUAUUUCAAGUUGUUCUGGGGCGAUUGCAGAGCUCAAGCGGACGCCACACGUCAAGUGUUCUAUAAUUGGCUCGGGCGACUCUAAUUUCCCCACCUUGAAAAAUCUUCCUGCCAGCCAAUGAUGCAAGGGGCCAGCGAGAACGAGCAACUUAUUGGCGCGGCACGCUCGAAUAAUGAGGCUCUUAUGGAGUCCAUUUUCAAGGAUAAGAAGCCUGAGGGGAUUGCCGAUCUGAUAAACAAUGUGAGAGACCCUGUUGGCAACACAUUACUGCAUUUGGCCGCAGCUAACGGCGCCUACGACGUUAUUGACCUGAUUUUGGACCAGGAGGGUGUUGAGAUUGACCCCAUUAACCGUUUACAGCAAAGCACUCCUUUACACAGUGCUGUGGAGUUUGCGGCGACUGAUAAGGUACUGGGAAGGGCCGUCGUGGAGCUGUUGAUCGAAGCGGGCGCAGACCCCAUGCCCAAGAAUGUCCGCGGUAAACGGGCAAUUGACCUUGCAGCUGGCAACAACGAAAUUAUUCAGUCUCUACGUGGCGCUAUGUAUGCUGCUGAGAUGCAGAGUUCUGUUGGUGGAGCAGACGGUCCGGCAGAUGGUGUUGUCGACGGCGGCGACGAGGAGGGAGACGGUACGCCCAGCGACGAAGGCGAGCCCAUUGUUGAGCCCCAAUGA
This is a messenger RNA of Wickerhamiella sorbophila, 754 nucleotides long. RefSeq lists its product as hypothetical. The record is from RefSeq and is a predicted model, not a curated record. The coding region runs from base 200 to 754 and encodes 184 amino acids. Lineage: Eukaryota; Fungi; Ascomycota; Dipodascomycetes; Dipodascales; Trichomonascaceae. Gene Ontology annotation, cellular component: cytoplasm; nucleus. Gene Ontology annotation, molecular function: protein binding. The transcript is spliced from 2 exons.